Messenger RNA from Phyllostomus hastatus (greater spear-nosed bat), 1482 nucleotides. RefSeq lists its product as uncharacterized. The record is from RefSeq and is a predicted model, not a curated record. The transcript is spliced from 7 exons. Bases 1 to 1134 code for a protein of 377 amino acids. NCBI's taxonomy places the organism in Eukaryota, Metazoa, Chordata, Mammalia, Chiroptera, Phyllostomidae.
AUGGGGAUUAAAUCUCCCAUGACUACUGGACCUCACAGUGGCCUGGAACCUUUAGGAACGUCCUGGGUCUCAUCGAAAGCCAGUCCGCUUUCUGGGCUAAGAGGAACAAGAGAGAGCUUGGACAACACCAGGGCCCUAUUAAGGCAGGUGCAAGACAAGUCGGUCCUCCUCUUUGGUGGCCUGGGGGAACGUGGAAGGGAGGAAAGGGCAGGGGCGCAGGUGUCAGUCCCUGGCGGGCAGCCAAGAUCCCUGGCGGUGCUCCUCCGGGAGAAGCCGGGCGCCGGCGCGGCCUGGAAAAGCGGACUCCCGCUGCCCGUGACUGCGGGGCCUCCGGGCGUGGAGAGGAACGGCUCUGGGACAAGCCGAGGAAAGAACUGGGGCAAAGACAAUGUGCACACUGCAGUCCCUUUUUCCGCCCUGACUUACCGCCGCAAAUGGGGCUCACUUUUCAAGAGCAGGGGCCAGGUGCGGGUGGAUCAAGGAGUGAGCUUUCUCUCCUUUACCAAGUUCAUCACUCCUUCCAUACCCUCCAAGAAAAGUGACGAAGCUAAAGUGAUCCGGUCCCCAAGUCCUUUCCUUAAUGUCAGUCCGAGCGGGCACUGCACGCGGAGGGGUUGCUUCUCCCAGGCCUCGAGAUCAAGCAGGAGAGGAGACCUUCCCUUUGUGCAUCCCCUUGGCUGUGAACUUUCCCGCGCGGGGAAGGGGAUUCACUUAGAAAAAGCUUCCCGAAUUGAAGAAGACAAGACUCAGGUUCUCCAGCUUCAGAAACGAAGCCGACGUGACAUCUUGUCCGCGCGUGAACUGGGCACCAACCCGUCUCCUGCGCUCGCCCACCGCCAGCUCAGCAACUCCGCGCAGGACCGGGCCCCAGUCCCUGGGCAAGGACAGCAUGCGGGAGGUGACCGUGAAGCGGCCAGGCACCAGCGGCCACCCCAGCGUUUGGGAAGCGCUGGAAUUCUCCACUUGUGGGAAGCAGAGGGUCCCAAGAGGGGAGGCGGCAACCGAAUUUCUGGGGAGAGAAGGCUGGACCCCAGCACAGAAAAUCGGACAAUGUCGAGCAGUGGUCUACCGGCAUUUCUGACUUUAGUUCCCACCUGCAUUCAGAAAGUAAGCACCAGAACCUCUGGGACCUGAGCCCACCCAGCUCAGCUACUCCUCCAACCUUCCAAGAAAACUUUCACAGCUUCCUAUUUGUUUCCUCCUCAGUUUUUUUUUUUUUUCAGUAUUUCUCCAGCCACCGGCCUCGUGGAUUGCUCUGCCAACUGCCCUUUAGUCUCUAGGGCUUUCAAGGCUUGAAUAUUUACAGAAUUAUAAUAAUAAUAAUUAUUAUUAGGCUGGGGGAGGAGAGCAAGAUCAGAGGAUAGUGGACUGUGGGGGAGAGUAGAAAUGUUGAUGAAAAGGAAUAUUUCGACCUGUGUUUUAAAAAGUUUGGUUUGACAAUUAUCAGUAACCCUGAUAGACAACUUCAUUAAAAAAAUUUAC